Messenger RNA from Helianthus annuus (common sunflower), 1005 nucleotides. RefSeq lists its product as uncharacterized. The transcript has a single exon. Gene Ontology annotation, molecular function: nucleic acid binding; zinc ion binding. The coding region runs from base 1 to 1005 and encodes 334 amino acids. The record is from RefSeq and is a predicted model, not a curated record. Lineage: Eukaryota; Viridiplantae; Streptophyta; Magnoliopsida; Asterales; Asteraceae.
AUGAUUACAAGCACAGAUGUCACAAUAGAUGCUAUGAUGACUAGUAAGAUUGAGGAGUUAAAGGAGAUGAUUGAGGGGUCUAAAAGUAAAGGCAAGGAACGAAGGUGCAUGUACAAGGAUUUCAUGUUAUGCAACCCUACAACUUAUGUUGGUAAGAUUUAUCUGAUAGCAUGCCAAAAAUGGAUUUCAAACAUAGAGGCAGUGUUCAUACGAAGUCGUUGUGAAAAGGAAGACCAAGUGAUGUUCGCUACUAGUCAACUCACCUUUCAAGAGAAAGAUUGGUGGGACGCGUAUUGUAAGGAAAUAGGUGAGGACAAACUUCAAGCGAUGACUUGGCAGGAAUUCAAGGAGCCUUUUCUGAGAUAUCAUUGUCCUCAGUCAGGCAUUGAUAAGAUUCAGGAGGAUUUCUUAUGCCUCCAACAGAAAAACGAAACGAUCAACGAGAUAACUAAUACCUUCUUGGAUAAAAUGAAGUUCUGCGGAGAUUUUGUGAAGACGGAAAGAAUGAAAAUCAAUCGCUAUCAUGGCAUAUUAAAGGCAGAAUAUAGGGAGUUUAUCACUCCCUCAAAAUGUGAAACUCUCGAUGAGCUUAUUAAUUGGGCUCAGGAUAGAGAACUUGGGCUUAAAAGACAGGAGGAACGUGGUGAAAAUAGAUCGACGGAAAAAGGGGCCAAUUCAAGUCCGUCUAAGAAGGCGAAACAUCAAGAUCACGGAAGAAAAGAUAAAUCGAAAGGCGGUAUUACCCUUUGCAAGACAUGUGGGAAACUUCAUACUGGAGAAUGCCUUUUAGCUAAGAAGCGGUGCUACAAAUGUGGUGAUGAGGGACAUUCGUACUACAAAUGCCCUAACAACCCGAAGACUUGUUUCAACUAUUUUCAAAAGGGGCAUGUUAAAUUGGAGGGUCCUAAACUUCAACAAGGAUCAAAGAAAGAGGGGAAGAAGGAGGAGGGCUCUAGGGCAAAAGGGAGGAUGUUCCAAAUCACAUCCGAAGAAGCCAAUGCCUAG